UCUGCACCUUUCACCCAGCUGAACGCCGAGGGUUUGGCAAAGGCCGGCCGUGCGCGGAGGGCAGCCCGCAAUUGGGACCGGGGCAGCCCUGAGCACCACCGCUGUGGUCCCCCGCGCGGACCCACGACGGCAGGCGCGUCGACGCGCCGUGCUUGGGCAGCAAUAUGAGGGGCUCACCAACAGAGGAGUUUGUGGACGCGGGCGUCGUCUUCGACGUGCGGGCCUUUUGUCCCCAGCUCAAGGACACUUCUAGGGAUGCGUUGAAGGACGUGGACGAGGUCACGCUGGUGAACCUGGACACGGGACGCGAAGCGACGCACGAGCUCGGCGAACAGCUGCCCAGGCUCGAAAGACUACGGUUCCGCCAGUCGAAGCUUUGUUCCUUCCGUGAUUUAGGUUGUGACUUGCUGAAUCUGAGGGUGCUGCACGCGGCGCGAUGCGGUGUGUCUGAUUUUGAUGGCGUCGCGGCUCUGCCCGCGCUGGAGGAGCUCUACCUCUCGUUCAACGACGUCGAGGACUGCACGGCUUUGGCGUUUCAGGAGAACUUGAUGGUCCUGGAUCUGGAAUCGAAUCGAAUAGGAGAUGUAGCUCAAUUAGACGCGUUGAGCACGUGCGACAAGCUGUCUUGUUUGACAUUGUUAGGAUGCCCCAUCGCCUCGACAAAAGACUACCGCGAUUCAAUAGCCAUGGCCUUACCAACUCUAGAAGUGUUGGAUGAUAACAAACUAAAUGAGUCUGAUGGAGACGUCGUCGAAAACACGGAGGAGGCCGCUUUGGAUGAAUUCAUCCGGCAGGAGACGGAGUUGACGGCCUACUCCAUCAAGGCGAACGCAGGAUCAAUUCACUCGCCUUCGCACCCGUGCUGGGCGGAGCUGCGAGCCUUACGGCAAGGCGCGACGCAGUCCUCCGAGGCGUCGUCGCUGACGCACGGCGGCCGCGGCGCGCUCAAUGGGCGGCUACGACCGCAGAAGAAGGAACAAGAUCCGGAAGAGGCGGCGCUGGCCAAGCUGCGGAGCCGCGCCGCGCAGUCGCCUCCUUCCAAGCCAAAACCCUUCCUCGCGUCGCCCUCGCCUCAGAAGAGUGGCUUCCGCGUGCUCGCGCCGCCCGGGAAACCCCUGGCCGCCGCGCCGGCGAGCCCGGUCGUCGCGUCGCCGGUCGCGUCGCCGGUCCGUGCCGCCGCGACGCCGGUCGCCGCGCCGGUCGCGCGGCGCGCGAGCCCGGUCAAGCCGAAGCUCGACCCCAACGUCGUGCUGCGGCCGGCGAUCGCGUCGCGCGCAUCGCCGCGGACGGAUUUGGUGCGGGAGCUCCUCGGGUCGCCUCAGGUGCACCGCGCGGAUGCACCGCUCACGUCGGCCCAGAAGACGACGCUGAAGCGCCGGACGCGGCCGAAGAAGAAGCUCCACCACGCCGUCUCGACGUUCGAGCUCGCGAAGCGGAGUGCCGCCAAGUCGGCCUUCGCGGACCCGGCGACGCGGGAGGUGACGUAAGAGUCUUUUGUGAGA
Messenger RNA from Pelagomonas calceolata, 1502 nucleotides. The record is from the annotation of a GenBank genome assembly. Lineage: Eukaryota; Pelagophyceae; Pelagomonadales; Pelagomonadaceae.